This is a messenger RNA of Colletotrichum destructivum, 1312 nucleotides long. Its product is annotated as Putative small GTP-binding protein. NCBI's taxonomy places the organism in Eukaryota, Fungi, Ascomycota, Sordariomycetes, Glomerellales, Glomerellaceae. Bases 180 to 890 code for a protein of 236 amino acids. The record is from RefSeq and is a predicted model, not a curated record. Gene Ontology annotation, molecular function: GTPase activity; GTP binding. The transcript is spliced from 3 exons. Gene Ontology annotation, biological process: vesicle-mediated transport.
ACCACCGCCGAAAACCGUCCAACCAACCACCCAUCACGAAGGCAGCAACUUGAUUUAAAUCUGUCGCUCUCCUCAAUCCGAACCAAACGUUGAAAUUUACCCCCUUCCCCCCUCUCCGCCCUACCGCGAAUCCACAAUCCACAAAGAGGCUGUCGUUAUCGACCUGAUUACCGAUAAAGAUGGAUGGAUCCGGCGGUGCCCCGAAGCCGAGCAGCAGCGUCAAGCUGGUCUUGCUUGGUGAAGCUGCCGUAGGAAAGUCGUCGCUUGUUCUGCGCUUCGUCAACAACGAUUUCCAAGAAAACAAGGAGCCAACUAUUGGAGCUGCUUUCCUGACGCAAAAGUGCAAUCUGCCCACCCGAACGAUCAAGUUUGAGAUCUGGGAUACCGCCGGCCAGGAGCGUUUCGCCUCGCUGGCGCCCAUGUACUACCGCAACGCUCAAGCCGCCCUCGUCGUCUACGACCUCACGAAGCCGACGUCACUCAUCAAGGCCAAGCACUGGGUCGCCGAGCUCCAACGACAAGCCUCGCCUGGUAUCGUCAUCGCCCUCGUCGGCAACAAGCUCGAUCUGACAAACGACGCCGAGUCCGGGUCUGCCGGUGACAACGAGGAGGCGGACGGGGAGGACUCCGGCGACGCCCGCAAGAUCUCCACAGAGGAGGCCAAGACGUAUGCCGAGGAGGAGAGCCUGCUCUUCUUCGAGACGAGUGCCAAGACGGGCCACAACGUCACGGAGGUCUUCACGGCGAUCGCCAACGCCAUCCCAGAGACGUCUCUGAAGAGCGCACGAGGCCCGGGCGCAUCGCACGCCGUGAGUCGGGGCGCAGACGAACAGCAGCGAGUCAGCCUGACGGGCUCUAGAGACGCGGCGAAGGAGGGAUGCGCUUGCUGAUUGUAGGCUGCCGUGUGUAUGCGUGUGUGCGUGUGUGGGAAUUCGAGAGGGAACGACUUGGCGAAGAGGAAUCACUUUAUCUACUUUUCAUUAUUUGGGAGUCGUUCAGUUGUUUAAUGCGCUGCAUUUUGCUAUGGGGUUCAUUUUUAUGGGAGCGUCCAUCCGGCAGCAACUGGGAAAGACCGUCAUGAGUCGUAAACAGACAAGAACGAAGACGCUCGCCACCCUUUCAACAUGCCGACAUUCCGUCGUGUAACAUGAUCGUUUUGUACUGGAACGUUUUGCAGAAGAAGCCAUGGGGAUGGACGGAUGGAUGUAUGGAUGGAUCGAUUGAUGGAUCGUUGGGAUCAGUUUGGAACUGAAGCUUAGUGAGCCAUUAUGUAGACGAAAGCUCAUACACAACCAAGACCAUUUCACUGCAG